GACUAAUUGUACCGAGCUACGGUUUCCACCCGGUCAGUGAUAUUCAAUGCACACGUGGUCUGUUUACUUCACUGAAGUAGUUCCCCCCUCCAGCACUUUUAAGUAUCGAGCUGUAGGUGUUCGCUGGAAGAUGGAGAAGCAGAGUCGCGACUCUGUUGGAGGAGGACCGCCUGUGAAGGACGAAGAGGAGGACGACCAGAGCCCGGCGGAGGAGGAAGAGGAGGAAGACGAGGAGGCUCUUCCUCACUCAGAGAUCCUUGAUAUUUUUGAGGAGGGACUCGCUCGACUUGUGCAAGACCCUUUACUCUGUGACCUGCCAAUUCAGGUGACCCUGGAGGAGGUAAACUCUCAGAUAGCUUUGGAGUACGGCCAAGCGAUGACUGUGAGGGUUUCAAAGGCGGACGGAGAGAUAAUGCCCAUAGUGGUUGUGCAAAAUGCCACCGUCCUCGACCUGAAGAAGGCCGUUCGCAGAUUCAUGGAGCUGAAACAGCAACGCGAAGGUGGAGUUAAACACGUCAGCUGGAGAUAUGUUUGGAGAACCUACCAGUUAAUAUUUCAAGGGGAAAAGCUUGAAGAUGACAAGAUGAGACUUAAAGACUACGGGAUCAGGAACAGAGACGAGGUGACGUUUAUGAAGAGACUCAGGAAAAAAUGAGAUGUCACAGCAGGCGUUUCUCACGUCAGGAAAAUACACAAGUUUCCACUUGUACUGGUUCCACUCGCCCUGCAGACUGGACACUACUCUCACGAAGUACUGAUGUUUUAGAGCAUCUUUCUUACACAUUACAGCAUGUCAUUCAAAAAGGCUCCAUGUAAAUAAGACAUUUGAAGAUUAAGCCCCAUUUUACGGGGCGUGUUGUGGUUUUCUGUAGUUGUUCAUUAAAAUAUAUU
Pungitius pungitius (ninespine stickleback) is the source of this 891-nucleotide messenger RNA. RefSeq names its product small nuclear ribonucleoprotein 25 (gene snrnp25). Gene Ontology annotation, cellular component: U12-type spliceosomal complex. Gene Ontology annotation, molecular function: protein binding. Bases 47 to 655 code for a protein of 202 amino acids. NCBI's taxonomy places the organism in Eukaryota, Metazoa, Chordata, Actinopteri, Perciformes, Gasterosteidae. Gene Ontology annotation, biological process: mRNA splicing, via spliceosome. The transcript has 5 exons. The record is from RefSeq and is a predicted model, not a curated record.